This is a messenger RNA of Hippocampus zosterae (dwarf seahorse), 3695 nucleotides long. It is a transcript of the gene pfkpa, whose product is annotated as phosphofructokinase, platelet a. Gene Ontology annotation, biological process: fructose 1,6-bisphosphate metabolic process; fructose 6-phosphate metabolic process; canonical glycolysis. The record is from RefSeq and is a predicted model, not a curated record. The transcript has 23 exons. Gene Ontology annotation, molecular function: AMP binding; identical protein binding; ATP binding. NCBI's taxonomy places the organism in Eukaryota, Metazoa, Chordata, Actinopteri, Syngnathiformes, Syngnathidae. The coding region runs from base 161 to 2680 and encodes 839 amino acids. Gene Ontology annotation, cellular component: cytoplasm; membrane; 6-phosphofructokinase complex.
UCAAGCUAUGCGAGUGAGCAAAUAGAUGCGGAACAGGGAGAAGGAGAGGGGGCGGUAGUCUGCUGCCCUUCACGGUCAUUUCUGCACAAUUGCAUAAAACCGUGGCCAUCUCGUAUUAUUAUCAUCGGUUGUAUCGGGAAUAUAAAUAUCAACCGUGAAGAUGGCGCAGUCAGACACCAAGAAGAUAUUCUUUGAGAACCUCUCCGGAGCAGGAAAAGCCAUCGCGGUGCUGACUAGCGGAGGGGAUGCUCAAGGGAUGAAUGCAGCUGUGCGUGCUGUGGUUCGAAUGGGGCUAUAUGUGGGAGCAAAGGUUUAUUUCAUUCGGGAGGGAUAUCAAGGUAUGGUGGAUGGUGGGGAGAACAUAACAGAAGCUAAAUGGGAAAGUGUGUCCAGCAUGCUUCAAGUGGGCGGGACGGUCAUUGGCAGUGCCCGCUGCAAAGACUUUCGCACGCACGAAGGACGCCUGAAGGCCGCUCUCAACUUGGUGAAGCUCGGCAUCACCAACCUGUGUGUGAUCGGUGGAGACGGCAGCCUGACGGGAGCCAACCUCUUCAGGGAGGAAUGGAGUGGACUGCUCGCGGAACUGGUCGAGCAAGGUUCUAUCGAGCAGCAAUCGGUUCAGACCUAUUCCGCCCUUCACAUCGUCGGUAUGGUGGGCUCCAUUGAUAACGACUUCUGUGGAACCGACAUGACAAUCGGCACCGAUUCUGCUCUGCACCGAAUCAUUGAGGUGGUGGAUGCAAUUAUGACAACCGCACAGAGUCACCAGAGGACAUUUGUUUUAGAAGUCAUGGGCAGACACUGCGGCUACCUGGCCUUGGUUAGUGCCCUGGCAUGUGGGGCUGACUGGGUGUUAAUCCCCGAGAUGCCUCCGGAGGAUGGCUGGGAAGAGAAGAUGUGCCAAAAACUGUCUGCGAAUCGAGCAGUGAUGAAAAGGCUGAAUAUCAUAAUAGUAGCCGAAGGGGCCAUUGACCAUAACAACAAGCCCAUUACUACUGACUGUAUUAAGGACCUUGUUGUCAAGUGUUUGGGUUUCGACACGCGAGUGACAAUCCUGGGUCACGUGCAGCGAGGAGGCACCCCUUCUGCUUUUGAUCGUAUCCUGGCCAGCCGAAUGGGUGUGGAGGCUGUUCUCGCCCUGCUGGAGACCACAGCCAAUACGCCAGCCUGCGUGGUGUCUCUGUGCGGCAACCAAUCAGUGCGCUUGCCUCUGAUGGAAUGUGUACAGAUGACUCAAGAGGUGCAGAAGGCGAUGGAUGAGAAAAAGUUUGAAGAAGCAGUCAAGCUCCGUGGCAGGAGUUUUGAGAACAAUCUGAAGACGUACAAAUUGCUGGCUCAUCGUAAACCGGAGUCUGAACUGCCGACUAGCAACUUUAAUGUGGCGGUGUUGAACGUGGGCGCCCCUGCGGCAGGCAUGAAUGCGGCCGUCCGUUCAGCUGUCAGGGUGGGCAUCUCGGAGGGCCACAAAAUGUUUGCCGUCAAUGAUGGUUUUGAGGGCUUCUAUAAAGGUCAGAUUAAGGAGAUUAAAUGGUCCGAUGUUGGAGGAUGGACAGGACAAGGGGGAUCGCUGUUGGGAACUAAAAGAACACUCCCCGCAAAGCAUGUCGGCAAAAUUGCAGAGCAGAUGCGAACUCACAACAUAAAUGCACUGCUGGUAAUUGGUGGAUUUGAGGCCUUCCUGUCGCUGCUGGAGUUGUUAACGGCGCGCGGGAAGUAUGAGGAGUUCUGUGUGCCCAUGGUCAUGGUCCCGGCCACGGUCUCCAACAAUAUACCGGGCUCAGACCUCAGCAUCGGAGCUGACACAGCUCUGAAUGCCAUUACUACUGCGCUUGAGAGUCUGCUGCAGCUGUAUGAGGCACGCGCUACCUAUGAGGACUUUUGCAUCCCGAUGUGUAUGCUGCCCGCCACCAUAAGUAACAAUGUGCCGGGUACAGACCUAAGUAUUGGUGCAGAUACGGCGCUCAAUGCUAUCGUGGAGACUUGCGACCGCAUCAAGCAGUCGGCCAGCGGGACAAAGAGGCGCGUGUUUAUCAUCGAGACCAUGGGGGGCUACUGCGGCUACCUGGCUACCGUCGCGGGCCUCGCUGCCGGUGCGGAUGCCGCGUACAUCUACGAGGAGCCCUUUGACAUCAGGGACCUGCAGGCUAAUGUUGAGCACUUGACGGAGAAAAUGAAGACAAGCAUUCAACGAGGUUUGGUGCUCAGAAAUGAGAACUCUAAUGACAACUACACCACAGACUUCAUCUACCAGCUGUAUAGUGAAGAAGGCAAGGGUGUGUUUGACUGCAGGAAGAACGUGCUGGGGCACAUGCAGCAGGGGGGCGCUCCGUCUCCGUUUGACCGAAACUUUGGGACCAAGAUCUCAGCCAAGGCGAUGCAUUGGGUCACCAAAAAGCUGGUGGAGACUUUCAGACAAGGCAGAGUGUUUGCUAACACCGAGGACAGUUGCUGCUUGCUGGGAAUGCGCCGCAGAGCUCUGAUAUUCCAGCCAGUGGUCCAACUUAAGGGGGAGACCGAUUUCGUUCACAGAAUCCCCAAGGAGCAGUGGUGGUUGAAGCUUCGUCCCCUCAUGAAGAUCCUCGCCAAGUACAAGACCAGCUAUGACGUAUCGGAUUCAGGGCAACUGGAACACGUCGUACACAACCAACCCAAAGACUCAGACGCUUCUGUGGCCAUGUGAAGACGUCCGGUGUUCUUGACGGCGGCCCGCAAAGUCCAAGUGUGUGUGUUAUUUGAGGUGUGAUCUCCACAUUUUGCACCAGUAAUACCUCACCUUCGAGGCAUCCCGAUGUGGACGUAGUCAUUGACCUGUAAGCUAACCUCACAAGUGUUCCUAGUGACAAAUGCACAUUUAUUUUCCUGUCAUACACACACACACACACACAAAAUGAUUUUCCGACGCACAUUCUGGAUGCUUAUUCAUGUCACGGUUUGUUUUUAAAUUUUGCACUUUCCCUGUCUCGAGUCAAGUGGGCAGGCUCUGCGGCCAGAGUUGCGCAACUAACACUGCUAGAAAAACAGAUUAUACAUCUGACAAAAAAUAAAUAUUGGGGAUAUUGGACUGCAAAGGGUGGACAUUUCAGGAUUUAGGCCAAAAUUGCAUUUCCAUCUUUUACAGUUAAGAUCAAUUUGACCUUCCCGAAACUUUUUGGAACACGGUUGUACAGCGAGAACGGACGAGUUACAGAAAGUCCAGAGGUGGACAUCCUCAGAAGCGCUCAACGCUCAAAUACCUAUUGUAAGCUUUGCCCUUCAGCUCCUUAUUACAGCGCGGCAACGUUUGCAAAAUGUCCUUCAAAGGUCAAGAGGUGGUCAACUUAAGUUCACCUUUCGAGGUUAUAACGCAUGUAUAACGCAUUUUAACCUUCAUCCUGACAUGUCAUCCCAAAGCUCAAUACUGCACCCUUCAUUUUUUGUGAGCGGCAUCCUGUGUGCCUCUCUGUCUUUAUUUGCAAAGAGCGUGAGGCUCUACAUGCAUGUGAGAUGCAACGCUGCCGACAACGCAAGCAAAGAAGAGUGCUUGCCAGGCUUUACACUGAGACCUAAUAUUUAUCUUUUUGACAUCAGAUUAUUUUGUGUUAACAUGGGUAUGACGUUAAUCAUGAACUGUGAGCACUGCUGUAGCUGUCUCGGCACAAUGCACAAACAUGUUAAAUGUGAAUAAAAAUAAAUAGUAAGUUGACAUGUGUACCCUA